Molecule: messenger RNA, 592 nt
Organism: Mercurialis annua (annual mercury)
Lineage: Eukaryota; Viridiplantae; Streptophyta; Magnoliopsida; Malpighiales; Euphorbiaceae
Product: antifungal protein ginkbilobin-like protein
Exons: 1
Coding region: 64-471 (135 amino acids)
Cellular component (GO): plasmodesma
Source: RefSeq, a predicted model, not a curated record
AGGUCAAACAAACAAAAAAAUACCAUUUUCCAUCAAAAUCCAAUCCAAAACAAGCACAAAAAUAUGGCUAUCCCUCCAAAAAUGGCAGCAAAAAUAAUGAUCUCAAUCUUAGCUUUAUUCAUAACCAAAAUUACAAGUGAUCCCAACACAAAGGUGCUCAGUGUCCUCUGCAACUCAGGAGAAUAUUCAAAGGGCGAUCCAUUCGGAAUAAGUUUAGCAUUUGUUGUUGAAGAAUUAGAGGACAGUACACCAAAAUCCAAGAAUUAUAAUUACUACAACAUUUCUCCAUAUCCUAAUGCUUUUGCAUUCGGUCAUGCUGCUUGUAACCAGAAUCUAACGACCUCGGACUGCAGAACAUGUCUUGCUGCUGCUAAAACUGCCAUGUUUUCGUCUUGUCCGAACAGGAUUGGAUCUCGUUCUGUGCUCCAAGAUUGUACUAUUAGGUAUGAGCAGUAUCCGUUUGAUGAUUAAUCAUUUGGGAUUCUAAAGAUUUAUGUAAUAUUUUUAUCUCUUGUUCUAUCUAUAAGAUGUUAUAUGCUGCAAAGAAUGUGCUAUUCUAUCCUUACAAAAUAAGUUUUCUUCACUAGUUCUA